Dendroctonus ponderosae (mountain pine beetle) is the source of this 2367-nucleotide messenger RNA. RefSeq lists its product as uncharacterized. Lineage: Eukaryota; Metazoa; Arthropoda; Insecta; Coleoptera; Curculionidae. The transcript has 7 exons. The record is from RefSeq and is a predicted model, not a curated record. The coding region runs from base 326 to 1177 and encodes 283 amino acids.
AAGAUUAUGCGGCCCCCAUGGGAGUGGCGUCGGUUUUGUGUUGGCGGCGCGACGCCAACCACAUACAUCUACAAUCCGACUUCAGUAUCCGCGCGAUGAUUUAAAUGAAAGAAUGGCUCCAAAGUAACACCGGAUGGCACUUAUUAAUAAAAGUUGAGCGCGGCAAUUGAAAAUUACUGUAUUUAGUUCAAAUAGCAUUUACAAAAUAAAAUAUGAUUUCUUUUUGGUCACAGUAAAAUGAACAAACGAUUUUGGGACAAUACGGAUAAUCCGUGAGUUAAGUUGAAGAUUAUUAGUGAACUAUUUGCAAAGUUGUGAUUCUAAUAUGGAUAUUUACGUCUCUGUUUUUUUGGCGCUGAUAUGUUCACUGCCUGAUGUUCGGUCAUUGCGUAAUGUACAAGCGUUAAUCCCACAAGCAGCCAAAUUACACGAUUCCUUAAUCUUCCGGUGUGAAUUCGAUUUGGAAGGUGAGCCACUUUAUACCGUCAAAUGGUACAAGGGUCCAAUGGAGUUUUUCCGGUACGUACCCAACGAGGACCCAAAAAUGCAAAUAUUUCCGGUUUCAAACAUACAGGUUGAUCUAAGCAGAAGUUCCUUGAAUGAGAUUGUAUUGCUGGAUGUCGAGCAGGAGGCCACAGGGCGUUAUAAAUGCGAAGUAUCAACAGAUGCCCCUAAUUUCUACACAACAGCGAGCUCUGCAUUUUUAUAUGUAGUAGACGUACCUGAGGAAGACCCAAUUAUGGAUAUUAACAAAGAUCAAAGUGGACAUACCAACGUGAUAAGAGCAAACUGCACUACACCUCCAUCCUAUCCAGCAAUGAAUGUGACAUGGUACAUCAAUGGAAUAAAGGUGAAGGAAACCGGUAGGAAAUCUGUGAGCUUAGAUCCUCUGUAUGCGUACUCCAAGAACCGACGAUCACCUUACAUGACGAUAUCUUAUCUGGAGAAGGAAAUUGAUGAAAACAUUUUCCAGAGUGGCGCUAUUAAAGUCCAGUGCAUCAGUACGUUAUUCAACUUGUAUAAAAGUGAGAACGUACGGUAUAUUGAUGAUGUUAGGCCACAGCCUUGGCCAUCGUCUGUUAUUGGAUCAACCGCAGCAAAUACUACAGGUUCGUUGAUAGUCAAAACCACAUGGGCCUGCAUAAUAACUACUUUUGCAUUAAUUUUUAUUCAAUAAUAAAAGAAGAAGCUUUAGUGUUAGUGUUAUUUUGUUGUUAAAUUUUGUUGCAUUGUACAGAAAAUGGUUAAUUGCGCUAAUGGGUCCAGUAAGAGUCCUGUAUUUCUGUAAUUAACAGGCAAAAAUGAAAAUAAUUUUUCAAUUGUGUGACCGCCUUUGUAUGUGAUCAUCUAGGAUUUAGUAACUUUUCUUUCAUAGAUUUUGUGACCUAAAAUUAAUGUGAUUUGGAAUGUAAAUAUUUACAUAAAUAAUCGCCAUAGAACAUGGGCGCCUAUAUGUAAAAAUGCGGGUUUUUUACAAAUUUUUAUGAUGAUGCGGUUUUUGUUCACCUACACCAUUAUAGUAUAUUAUAUUGUAUUAAAAUAUCCUUAUUAUAUGGAUUCAUCAAAUCCAACUCAAAACUGGGUCUCAGAUUAAAAAUGUAAAAUUAUAGACUCACGUAAACAUUCGAAAUCCAGGAAUAAAGAUAAGAAUAUGCUCAACAUAAAAAUAAUCUUAAAUAUUUCAUUUGCAUUUAAAACAGUAAUUUUAUUUAAACACUUUAUUUAUUUAUUUAAAACUUAUUUAAAAAAGCAAACCCUAGCAAUUUUUACUACAAAAAUUGAAGAAAGGCCAUUUUCAUAGGUUUCAGCAAUGCUGAAUGCCCAGUUAAUGUCCAAGUCACUUGGUUGUUUAGUUUUUUUGUAUGCAGUUAUAUGCAAUUAUUAAAGAAAGGCUUUGCUGAGUGGUAACUGAUGCACUGUUUCUCGUUUUUGAUUAUUAACGUUUAAAAUAUUAUGUAAUCGAAACAAAUAAAUAAUUAAACUUUAGCUAGCCUCAACAUUUUUACAUUUUCCACAUAACUGUAACAUAAUAGAAAAUAUCUAGAACAACAAUAUUAUUCGGAAUUGUUAUUGUAGUAGGCAAAGGUACAAAUUUGCUUUUUCACCAUAUGGACGCCCAAGCCACAAAGCCGUUCAUUUCAUUAAGCUUCUUUUUGAAAAAAGCCAUCGCAAAUACUUCCAACACUGACUAUAAAAUAUUACUAGCAUACACCAAAGACUGCGUAGUAGAUAAAUAAUAUAUUUUAUAAUAUGUUUACCUCUAAAAAUUGAACACUGUAAAUACAAGAAUGGGUGUAAAGUGAUGUGAUAUUUGUAUGUAAUUGAGCUUAAUAUAUGUAUAUUAAAAAUAAGUCCGUUUUUAUGAAA